CAGGAACACUGAUGCCAGCAAUUUAAGGAUCUUCACAUUUGCUCUCAGUGGUAGUUAAAUAGUGUUGCCCCAGAGGCAGCGCCGCCUUCCCCAGCCAUGAGGCUUCCCCUGCUCUGUGCCUGGGUGAUGCUGACGAGCCUGGGCCUGAGCGGAGCCGUCAGCUUCCCCGAGGACGAGGACCCCAUUAACGUCGUGGACUACCACUAUUCAAGGCAAUAUCCAGUAUUUAGAGGACGCCCUUCAGGCAAUGAAUCUCAGCACAGACUGGACUUCCAACUGAUGUUGAAAAUUCGAGACACACUUUAUAUCGCUGGCAGGGAUCAAGUUUACACUGUAAACUUAAACGAAGUUCCAAAAUCAGAAGUUACUCCAAGCAAGAAAUUAACAUGGAGAUCAAGGCAGCAGGACAGAGAGAACUGUGCUAUGAAAGGCAAACAUAAGGAUGAAUGCCAUAACUUCAUUAAAGUCUUCGUUCCAAGAAAUGAUGAGAUGGUGUUUGUCUGUGGAACAAACGCGUUUAAUCCUAUGUGCAGAUACUAUCGGCUGAGCACCUUGGAAUAUGACGGGGAGGAAAUUAGUGGUCUGGCAAGAUGCCCGUUUGAUGCCAGACAAACCAAUGUCGCCCUCUUUGCUGAUGGAAAAUUGUAUUCAGCAACAGUAGCAGAUUUCCUGGCAAGUGAUGCUGUUAUUUAUCGCAGCAUGGGGGAUGGAUCUGCCCUAAGAACAAUAAAGUAUGAUUCCAAAUGGAUAAAAGAGCCACAUUUCCUCCAUGCCAUAGAAUACGGGAACUAUGUUUAUUUCUUCUUUCGAGAAAUUGCUGUAGAGCACAAUAAUUUAGGCAAGGCUGUGUAUUCCCGGGUGGCUCGCAUAUGCAAAAAUGACAUGGGAGGGUCCCAGAGAGUCCUGGAAAAACACUGGACCUCCUUCCUGAAGGCUCGGCUCAACUGCUCCGUUCCUGGGGAUUCAUUCUUCUACUUCGAUGUGCUGCAGUCCAUCACAGACAUCAUAGAAAUCAACGGGGUCCCCACCGUCGUCGGUGUGUUCACCACGCAGCUUAACAGCAUCCCCGGGUCAGCAGUGUGCGCUUUCAGCAUGGAUGACAUUGAGAAGGUCUUCAAAGGGAGAUUUAAAGAACAAAAGACUCCUGACUCUGUAUGGACGGCUGUACCUGAAGACAAAGUACCAAAGCCAAGACCUGGCUGCUGUGCAAAACAUGGCCUAGCAGAGGCUUACAAAACCUCCAUUGAUUUCCCAGACGAAACGCUCUCCUUCAUCAAGUCUCAUCCUUUGAUGGAUUCAGCUGUCCCCUCAAUCAUCGAGGAGCCCUGGUUUACAAAAACACGUGUCAGAUACAGGUUGACGGCAAUUGCAGUAGACCAUGCUGCUGGACCCUACCAGAACUACACAGUCAUAUUUGUUGGCUCUGAAGCAGGAGUAGUACUUAAAAUCUUGGCAAAGACCAGAUCUUUUUCUUUGAAUGACAGUGUAUUACUGGAAGAAAUUGAAGCUUAUAAUCAUGCAAAGUGCAUCGCUGAGAGCGAGGAGGACAGACGAGUGCUCUCCCUGCAGCUGGACAGGGAGCACCACGCGCUCUUCGUGGCCUUCUCCAGCUGCGUCGUCAGGAUUCCUCUGAGUCGGUGCGAGCGGCACGGAGCGUGUAAAAAGUCAUGCAUUGCUGCCCGGGACCCGUACUGCGGCUGGUUAGACCACGAGGCUUGUGGACGAGUGACGCCAGGCAUGCUCACUGGAGGGUUCAUCCAGGACGUAGAAUACGGCAACACAGCGCAGCUUGGGGACUGCCAUGAAAUUUUGCCUACUACAGCUACACCAGAUUACAAAAUAUUUGGCGGCCCAACAUCUGACAUGGAGUUCUCCUCAGCUUCCAUUACCACAAUGGCAAGUAUCCCAGUUAUAUCACCUAAAGUGAUUGGUUCCUGGAAACCUAAAGUGCCUGGCUCUCGGAAAUUUGUAGUUCAAGAUGACCCAAACACUUCUGAUUUUUCUGAUCCAUUAUCAGGUGUCCCAAAGGGUGUAAGGUGGGAAGUGCAAUCAGGAGAUUCCAACCAAAUGGUACAUAUGAAUGUCCUAAUCACUUGUGUCUUUGCUGCUUUUGUCCUGGGAGCCUUUAUUGCGGGAGUGGCUGUUUACUGCUACCGGGAUAUGUUUGUACGGAAAUCCAGAAAAAUACACAAAGAUGCAGAAUCGGCCCAGUCCUGCACUGACUCCAGCGGGAGUUUUGCCAAACUGAAUGGGUUGUUUGAUAGUCCCGUCAAGGAGUAUCAACAAAACAUCGAUUCACCCAAGCUCUACACAAACCUGCUGACUAGCAGAAAGGAGCUGCCACCCAACGGUGAUACGAAGGCCAUGAUGAUGGACCCCCGGGGCCAGCCUCCCGAGUUAGCCGCGCUGCCAACCCCUGAAUCUACACCCGUCCUUCAGCAGAAGACCAUGCAGGCUAUGAAGAGUCAGUCGGACAAAGCGCAUGGCAACCUCAACGCCUCGCGAAAGGAAGCCCCGCUAAAAAGCCCUCAGUUUUUUCCUUCCAGUCCUCCACCCCAUUCUCCUCUAAGUCACGGACAUAUUCCCAGCGCCAUCGUCCUUCCCAACGCGACCCAUGAUUACAACACGUCGUUCUCAAAUUCUAAUGCACACAAGGCAGACAAAAAGAUGCAACAUAUUGAUCACCCACUUACAAAACCAUCCAGCAAAAGAGACCACAGGCGAUCUGUUGAUUCCAGGAACACCCUGAAUGAUUUUCUGAAACACUUAAAUGAACCUAGUAGUAAUCCCAAAGCAAUUAUGGGAGAUAUUCAAGUGGCCCACCAGACUUUAAUGCUGGAUCCAAUGGGAAAUAUGUCUGAGAUCCCACCUAAAGUUCCCAACAGGGAGGCAUCUUUAUACUCUCCUCCCUCGACGCUCCCACGGAACAGUCCCACCAAGCGGGUGGAUGUUCCCACCACGCCUGGAGUACCCAUGACCUCUUUGGAAAGGCAAAGAGGGUAUCACAAAAAUUCCUCACAAAGGCAUUCUAUAUCUGCCCUUCCUAAAAACUUAAACUCACCAAAUGGUGUUUUUAUUAACCGUGGCGGGUACAUGCCCGCCACGGCAGGCACAAAGAUGGACUACAUGCAAGGGACGCCCGUCAGCGUCCACCUGCAGCCUUCUUUGUCCAGGCAAAGCAGUUACACGAGCAACGGCACCCUUCCUCGCACAGGCAUAAAGAGGACACCCUCCCUAAAACCCGACGUGCCCCCAAAACCCUCGUUCGUUCCUCAGACCACUUCAGUCAGACCACUGAACAAAUACAGCUACUAGGACUUGUCUGUGCUAGGAAGGAGCGUGGCAUCGACCUGUGUAGGUUGUGAGAUGCUCUUUGUUGUGGGAGACACGUAAGACAGAGACUUGCUUGUAAUUAAAAAGAACAAAGUGGCCAAAGAAACUGUCUUUACUUCAGCAACAUCUGUGUCUUGCCACCAUGUAGCUAUAGCAAGACUUUGUGCACUUGCUAGGAGCAAGCAAA
Molecule: messenger RNA, 3520 nt
Organism: Tinamus guttatus (white-throated tinamou)
Lineage: Eukaryota; Metazoa; Chordata; Aves; Tinamiformes; Tinamidae
Gene: SEMA6D
Product: semaphorin 6D
Biological process (GO): semaphorin-plexin signaling pathway; positive regulation of cell migration; neural crest cell migration
Cellular component (GO): plasma membrane
Molecular function (GO): semaphorin receptor binding; chemorepellent activity
Source: RefSeq, a predicted model, not a curated record